AUGGAUCGGAGUUGGAUAAAUUUGAUAAGCACAACAAAUGAAUAUGAGAAUGGAGUAGAACAAUUUCUUGAAUUUGUAAAGAUGAAUGUUCCAGACAAUAGUGGAAGAUUCUAUUGUCCAUGUGUUAAUUGUUUGAAUGAGCGAAAACUACCAGCUGAAGUUAUUCGAGAGCAUGUUCUAUGUGCUGGAUUCCUAAAGAGCUACACAAUGUGGACAUGGCAUGGUGAAUUAAUAGACAUGCCAAGUGUAAGUGACUCUCAUGUAGAAGCAGAACAAGUUGAUUUAGAGAUGGGUGAUCGAUUAGAGGACAUGAUACUUGAUGUCAGACCUGAUUCCUUCCAACAUGCUCAUCUAUAUGACAACUUGUGUACUGAUGCAGAAAAAUCUUUAUAUCCAGAAUGCACUAACCAACAAUUGUCAGUUGUGUUAAAAUUCUUCAAUGUGAAGGCAAGAAAUAGGUGGACUGAUAAAAGCUUCACAGAGUUGCUUGAGUUGUUGAGUGAUAUGCUUCUAGAAGGUAACACAUUGCCAACACGUAAUUAUGAUGCGAAGAAGAUAUUGUGUCCCAUGGGUAUGGAGUAUAAAAAAAUUCAUGCAUGCCCAAACGAUUGUAUAUUGUACAAGAGCGAGUUUGCCAAGUUACACCAAUGUCCACAAUGUGGAGUAUCACGAUACAAACAAAAAGAGGGUGAGUCUGAAUGUGACAGUAAGAGUCCUCCUACAAAAGUCUUAUGGUAUCUUCCUAUUGUUCCACGGUUGAAAUGCUUAUUCAGUAACCCAAACGAUGCAAAACUCAUGAGAUGGCAUGCAGAUGGACGUAUAAGAGACAGAAAUUUAAGGCAUCCAGUAGAUGCAAUACAGUGGAAGCAUAUUGAUUCCAUGUUCCCUAAUUUCUGUAAAGAUUCAAGGAACAUUAGGUUUGGACUUGCUACAUAUGGAAUGAAUCCAUAUGGCAACUUGAGCAGUAAACAUAGCUCGUGGCCUGUGAUGUUAGUGAUUUACAAUUUACCUUCGUGGUUGUGCAUGAAACACAAAUAUGUGAUGUUAUUCUUGAUGAUCUCGGGUUCAAGACAACCAGGAAACAAUAUUGAUGUUUAUUUAGCCCCAUUAGUUGAAGAUUUGAAAAUGUUAUGGGAGGAAGGUGUUGAUAUGUUUGAGUUGGGAAUAAAGGCGAAGAGGUCCAAAAGUACCUCUUAG
Molecule: messenger RNA, 1197 nt
Organism: Vigna angularis (adzuki bean)
Lineage: Eukaryota; Viridiplantae; Streptophyta; Magnoliopsida; Fabales; Fabaceae
Exons: 2
Coding region: 1-1197 (398 amino acids)
Source: RefSeq, a predicted model, not a curated record